Molecule: messenger RNA, 393 nt
Organism: Paramecium pentaurelia
Lineage: Eukaryota; Ciliophora; Oligohymenophorea; Peniculida; Parameciidae
Source: the annotation of a GenBank genome assembly
AUGAAAUAAGGGUUAUUUAUUUUGUUAGCUUUAAUUCCAAUAAUUUCAGCCUUUGAUAAAGCCAGUGCUUAUUAACAGUGCCCAUAAGAUUAGACUGAAUGUAUGUAAGAAGUUUUUGGUUGUGUAUCUUAAGAAUAAGGUUGUCAUAAUGAAUGUGGAGAGACAGAACAAUGCUUUUAAUAAUGUUAUAGAAUUGGAAAUAAGAAAUUUAUAAAAUUGUAAGUUAUAUUGAAUUAUUAAGAUAUAAUUGUUGUUGAUUGUUUUGUAAAAGUACAAUAAUAACUUUACCUUGUAAUGUAGAGCAAUGUGUAAAGAAUUUUGAAGCAGAAUGGUUGGAUAAAAUACUCUGAAGCCAAAUCAAUGUAUGAUCGGAUUUUCUUAACAGCAUCCUGA